Larimichthys crocea (large yellow croaker) is the source of this 1761-nucleotide messenger RNA. RefSeq names its product claudin 23.1 (gene cldn23.1). Gene Ontology annotation, cellular component: membrane; bicellular tight junction. The record is from RefSeq and is a predicted model, not a curated record. Lineage: Eukaryota; Metazoa; Chordata; Actinopteri; Sciaenidae. The transcript has a single exon. Gene Ontology annotation, molecular function: structural molecule activity. Bases 76 to 891 code for a protein of 271 amino acids.
GCUGUUGCUAUCAAAGUUACUACACCGAGUUUGAGAGUAAGACCGUACACAUCAUCAGCAAUAACAGCAGCGAUCAUGCCGAGGCGAUCAACGCAGGAAUGGAUCCGGAUAUCGAUGCGCACACCGGGCAUCCUGAUCUUCGGGAUGGUUAUGUCUCCCUGCGGCUGGAUCCUGGAUCUGGUCGCCACCGUUGCCCCAAACUGGAGGACCAUCCACAACAUCCCCAACACUCCGUCCGACGAGUUCAUCCAGCAAGGCAUCUGGGACAUCUGCAGGGCCACCUCAACCAACACGAGAGCGGAGUGCAACCUGCAGGACUCCACAUACUUUGGCAACCAGAUCAUCGAGGUCGCCCAAGGUUUGAUGGUGGCCUCCCUGAUCGUGACUCUAAUCGGGCUGGCUGUGGCCAUCCCGGGGGUCCGCUGCUGGAAAGACAACCCUAACUGGACAGUGGCCGGCCUGGGCGGACUGUUGAUCUUCCUGUCGGGCGUCAUGACCAUCAUACCCAUCGCCUGGUACACACACAUCCUCGAAGAAAUCUCCACGGUGACGCCGACCGCAACUGUGACUGUCGGCUACUGCAUCAUUCUUGGCUACAUCGGCGGGAUAUUCGAAAUCCUGGCCGGCUUUGUCAUGUUCAUCGGGAUCUGUCGUUGCUGCGGAGGCAAGAACCGAGGGGAGAGACGGGUUGAUGAGAUCACCCACUUCAGCCACCAAAAGCCGCCAUCGAGACGAGUUGACGUGCCAAGCCUGAACCGGGCCAGAAGCACCGCCAGCAGCAGCGUGCCAUACUCCAAGGACUCCAUGGAUGAAGAUGUGUCCUUUCCCCGGGCCAAGAGCCCUGCAGUCAACAACUCCUACAACGGUACACCCUACGAUGCAGACCUAUGAGAGGUGACAUCUGGAGAAAGAAUACCCACAGAAGAAGGACGACUUGAAGUUAGACCUGAAUAUCUGCAAAAGAAACUGAGAGUGGAAAAUUAUAAUAGGAAGAAGCAAUGGUGAUUACACAAUGACUUUAUAACGUCACAAAAAUCAGUAGUAAAACUUAAUAUUAUUAUCUAUAAUAUUCUGGAGUAUUGUAGUAAUAACAUACUAAAAACCAUAAAGUACUUUCAGUCAGUUAAGUGAUGAAGCUAUUCUGGGAUAUUGUAACAAUAUUUCAGCUCAAAUACCUUGAAACAUAAUGAAAUAACUGUAAACUCAUUGUUUAGUGAAGAAAGAUUACUUUGCGUAUUACAGUGUUUCAUCAUUAGGACAGUGAUGCUUGAAGGCCAACAUGUAUGAUAGUGUUAAAUGAUAUGAGUGGUCAUGGCUGGAGUUGAAUGUGGAGAUGAGACCCUCAUUAUGGGCUUAGCUGCGCUGUGAUUAAUACUAACAUCAUUGUAAUACAUUAUAGGUGUGCCAUAAGCAGUGCACGUACGGAAAGUGAACCUUUCUGUGUUAUUAUGAAAGAAGAAAAAAUGAUAUUGAGUUGAAGUUUACCCUGUCUCUCUGUUACAGUCUACAAAAUGAUGCUGAACUCUGUUCUGUUUGUAAAUAGUCAUCUUUAAGGAAGCUUUUGUAUUUUUCUGCGAAUAUUGGCUAAAGCAUGAAUCAUUUCCCCCCAUGAUUCUUAUGUAAAUACUGUAUUCCUAUGCACUUUACAAUUAUGACCAACAUUGUAGGAUAAUGUGCCACAAAAAAAAAACAUCCUGAGGUGAUCGAUAUUGUUUUAAUUGUGCUUUUUAUUAAAUGUGCGCAGUGUUUCCUAAAAACAGA